Molecule: messenger RNA, 864 nt
Organism: Fulvia fulva
Lineage: Eukaryota; Fungi; Ascomycota; Dothideomycetes; Mycosphaerellales; Mycosphaerellaceae
Product: Beta-lactamase hydrolase-like protein
Exons: 1
Coding region: 1-864 (287 amino acids)
Biological process (GO): glutathione metabolic process; hydrogen sulfide metabolic process
Molecular function (GO): sulfur dioxygenase activity
Source: RefSeq, a predicted model, not a curated record
AUGACAGUGCGGAGUGUGCGGUGUGUGCGUGUAGUCCUCCUGUCGUCCUCUGCUGGCGGUCAUUCGCCUUUAACAUCCAAUCCAUCGACACGGCUCGCAGAAUAUACCACGACCGCGAUGGCGAUAUCCAGCCCCGUCACCGCCCUCCCCAAAAUACACCAACAACCACAACAACCUCACCUCGAGCCCCCACCCCUAAUCCACACUCUCUACGAGGAACUCACAUGCACAUGGCAAUACGUCGUAGCCGACCCUCUUACCCGCCACGCCGUAAUCAUCGACCCUCACCUCGACAACUCCCCGGCAUCGACCUCAAUCUCCACAAUAGCAGCCGACCGCGUGCUUGCUAUAGUGCGCCGAAAUCGCUACUACGUCGAUCGCAUCUUGCACACCCAUGAACCGCAGCAUCACCCUUCCUCAGCAUGGUAUUUACGGACCCAAAUAUUACAGACGGAAGGCUAUGCCCCGGAGGUGAACAUCGGGCGCAAGAUGGCGGCGGUGCAGAGAGUCUUCAAGAGGAAGUACUCGAUGAACGAUGGGAGCCAGUGGAAGACUGCGUUUGAGGGGACAUUUUCGGACGGGGAGGUGUUUCGGAUCGGGUCGAUUAGUGCGCAUGUGCUGCACCUGUCAGGCGGUAAUCUCGCAUUUGUUAUCGGCCAGCACAUCUUCGCCGGAACGAGCAUUUUCGAUUUGCAAGUGCGGAAUCGACAUGAUGAGUUGUUGGGCGAUUUGAAGAAUUAUCGGGUGUAUACUUGUCGGGACAGUCCGCCGGCGAGGACUGCGAAGCUUGUGUCGGUGGAUGAAAAGACGAGUGGUGGGAAGAAGGCUGGGAGGAAGUUGGUCAUUCGGUAUGAAGCGGAGUGA